Messenger RNA from Somion occarium, 366 nucleotides. NCBI's taxonomy places the organism in Eukaryota, Fungi, Basidiomycota, Agaricomycetes, Polyporales, Cerrenaceae. The record is from the annotation of a GenBank genome assembly.
CCAUAGCCGCCGAUCACGAUUCAGACUGCAUACAACCACCAUCAUGCCUCCAUCCUCCACGUCGUCAACGCCCACAGUGACUGCGGCGAACGUUCGUCUCGGCUCUGAGUCUUCUCUUGGACGGCAACCUACUCCAAAGCCAAAUAGCCGGAUGCCAGUCACUCCCGCUGUCCUUCGUUCCAUAUUCGCGUCGUCGCGGACAAUUCUAGAAGAACGAUCAUUGUCGCGGGUGGCUUUCUUCAGGUUCACUGGGUUCGUACUCAGCUGCCUUGCUAUCAGUCUGGCUGCCUCUCGAAGUAGGGGUAUCAAGAGCAGCGCAGCUUUGCUUGGUGUCGGGGUUGUCUGACAGUCGUUGUUGGAUAACUC